This is a messenger RNA of Strongylocentrotus purpuratus (purple sea urchin), 685 nucleotides long. RefSeq lists its product as uncharacterized. The transcript has 3 exons. Bases 215 to 643 code for a protein of 142 amino acids. Lineage: Eukaryota; Metazoa; Echinodermata; Echinoidea; Camarodonta; Strongylocentrotidae. The record is from RefSeq and is a predicted model, not a curated record. Gene Ontology annotation, molecular function: protein binding.
GAUACCCCUAUAGUUCGCGGCAUCAACAAUUUAGAAUCUGGGAGUCAGAGCACGCUAACCUGCACAUCAAACAACGGAUAUCCGACAUCGUUGGUCCAUUGGUACCUCGGGUCUGAAAAUGUUACACAGUACUCGUCAGUUCAAACUGAGUUGACCUACGAACAACGUGUAUUCACACUAAGUAAUCUUACAUUCGUACCAACUCGCUACAACCAUGGACAGUUGUUGGUCUGUGAAAUACUACACUCUGCACCGCCAUACUCAUGGACCAAGAAUAAAACAGAUGUUCUUAACAUCGCAUUCAUCCCAGAUGUAUACCUUCUUUGUCGACCAGACGACAUCUUCAACAUUCUUCGAUGCUUGGCUACCAGGAUUCGAUGGCGGGUUGCAACAAACGUCCAGUCUGAAAUAUUGUCCAAAGGAUGCGCAAGCAGAGACAGAGGGGUGUGGUUUUGUCACAAACAUCACAGGGACAUCCUACACAUUGGUCGGACUUUACCCAUUCACGUGGUAUAGGAUGACUGUAUGGGAGGUGAAUAGCGCGGGAAGCAGUAGUCCGGUGGAGGUAGUGGCAUCAACAGCUCCUUUACCACCGGCCAAAUACGGUAAGCAUCACGAGGCUUUUGUGUUGGAUUGGUUGUGAUAUAAUUAGAAUCACUCUCCACCCACUAGUUUUUAAUUGUUA